This is a messenger RNA of Marmota monax (woodchuck), 9372 nucleotides long. It is a transcript of the gene Zbtb4, whose product is annotated as zinc finger and BTB domain containing 4. NCBI's taxonomy places the organism in Eukaryota, Metazoa, Chordata, Mammalia, Rodentia, Sciuridae. The record is from RefSeq and is a predicted model, not a curated record. Gene Ontology annotation, biological process: regulation of immune system process; negative regulation of transcription by RNA polymerase II; regulation of cytokine production. The coding region runs from base 3751 to 6777 and encodes 1008 amino acids. Gene Ontology annotation, molecular function: protein binding. The transcript is spliced from 4 exons.
CGCUCUGGGGCACCACCGUUUGCUCCUCUGGCAGUCAGGGGCCCAGGUUGGGCCCUGCCUGGGCCAUAGAGAUAGAAGGCCAGGAGGGGUGUCCAGUGCUGUGGGGCAGAAUUACUUACAAGAUGUGGCCCUAUGGCUUUGGGUGACAGAUGGGCAUUCUAAGCAGGGUACAAUACGCUGAGUGCGGAGUUUGUUCAUUGUGAGGUUGUGUGUAUAUUUUCCAUUAGCCUGUGUUUUCUUGCACGUAUGUCUUGUGCUGCACAUAUGAACUGUGUAUGCUUGCUUGUUCUCUGCAUAGCUGGCAUGGUGUACUUCUUAUGGAAGGCUCCUGAAUGCAGGGUGUAUGUGCCCAUUUGGAAGGGGCAGUUGUGUACCUUUGAGUUAAGGUAUCACAUCUGGGUGUUGUUUCUGUGGUCCUGCCAAGGUGUGGUCCACUUGUGGUGAGGACAGACUGAUGGAUGGGUUUGUGUGUUUGUACGGAGUGAGUUGCAUGGGGGCCACACAUCUAGAACUCAGAUCCCAUGUAUCACAAGGGGAUUGAUAAACCUCAGGGUGUGUCUCUGGUUCCUGUGGGUCAGCUGGCAUUGGUGUGAAAGGUUCUGGGUGGGAUGUGCAAGUUGUGUUUAUGGCAUCAUGGGCAGCCAAGCAAAAGGAAGGUUGUGUGUUUGCAACAUUCUCUGCGGGAUUCUUUUGUGACGUUGUUUGUGGGAGCCUGUCCGAGCUGUUGGGCUGGGAGGCAAGCUGGUCAGAAAACACUUGUGGGGAGGGAGGUGGCGUGACAAGGGCAAUGUGGGCCUCAAACCCAAGAGACCAGCCGCAAGCUGUGUGUGAGUGCCUACCUUCUGUAUGCUUAAGUGGGGGUGUGGGGCUGCAGAGGAGCUGUUAUGGGAAGACAGGGAGAUAAAUAUGGGGCAGAGCAAGGGCAGCAGGCAGGAGGCAUGGGUGUUGUCAAGGUGGCACAUCUCUUGUAGGGUCUUGUAGGUGCUUGCCGCUCACCCAGCCUGUCAGGGUCACCGAGAGGAGAGUCCUGGCGCCUGCAAGGGAAGUGAGCUUAGACAGUGUGGCUCCUUGGUCAUGUUUAUGUAAAGACCGGGUGUGACUUUUGUCACUAAAAUGGAAAAAAGAAACAUGAAGUUUUCAGUCUCCUCCUCCUACUUUGCCCUCUCCCUUUCUCUGCCCCCCUUGCGGGUAUCUGUGACGCACACUGGGCCCCACUCUUGUGACUGGAGGAAGGUGGAAGGGCCUUGAACGGAAUUUGCUCACUAGGCAGAUUCCUUAGAACAGGUUUUCCUCACCUUUGGGGCCUGGGCCUUCUGUAGGGGCAUGUGUAUGCACAUGGAUGCAUGCUCCAGUUGUGCAUGACACUGUGUACUUCUCUUGGCCUGCGGGAGGGCAUAUAUACGUGGAGGAAGGAGAGCAUUGUGGCUGGGUCCUUCAGUCUGGGGAUGGGGAGGGGGCUGGCUGCUGUGUGAAGCCUGCGGGACAGGUGCAAAACAGAAGCCCUGCACUGGAACUAAAGAGUUCUGUGGCUCUGUGACUUACUGGCACUUUGCCUAAGUGAGCCUCAGUUCCACAUCUGUAAAACCGCCCUAAUUAUGUGUUCUACCUACCACUGACCUGGGAAACAGACCUGGACUGUUAGCUUCAGUUUGGGGGCUGUGCCUGUGCCAAGUCCUGUCGGCCCUCUGUCAGCACUGAGAAUCCCCUUCCGGUUUCACUAAUAGCAAUGGCUGUAAACACUUGGUCAACACUAACUGAGUAUUGGACACCAUUCUUGGUGCCUUUUCUUACUGUUGCUCAUUUAGUCCUCACAGUAGGUACUCUGAUUACCUCCUUUUUUCAGGUAAGGCAAUUGAGGCCCAGAGAAGUUCGUAAUUUGUCCAAAGUCACUUAGCUAGUAAAAGUUAAAACUAUAUUUGAACCCAAGCAGUCAAGUUCCAGAUCCUGUGUUCUUAAUUGCUGUGCUCUGAUGCCUUCCUGGAGUAUUCAGUGGACCUCUCUGCACGCACACACGCACGCACACACAUACACUUCUCCUCAGUUUCUGCAGAACUCAGCAUCUCACCAGGAAAGCAGUAUGCUUAGGUAGCACUCUCAGGAAUCCCAGCCCAGCGCUUGAGACCCUAAAGAUCUGCUACUUUAUAACAUGGGUGCUGGCCAGAGGGGCACAAAAUGUUGGUAAGUCAGAGGAAAGAAAGGUUGUCCUUGUCCUGUGGGUCAUAGAGGGCCAAAAAAAAGAUAGUACAUUUGAUCUUAACAUUUUGGAGGAAUGUUGAGAAGAAAUUACUGAGAGGGCAUUGCUGGCAGGAGACUCAGCAGAGGCAAAGGCACCGAGGUGGAAUAUGUGGAGGUUGGAGAGCAUACUGGGUGUUUAAAGAGAGAAUAACACAGGCAAGAUUAAGGGGAGCUUGGAGCUGGACCAGAGCCCUUGAGUACUUGGUGGAGGAGUUUGAACUUCAUUCUUAAGUCAGUGGGGACUAUAGACAGUUUUUGAACCUAGCUGUGUUAGUACCUGAACUGCCAGUAGGAACACUGCCUCCCAUGGGAGGAAAGCUGGAUGGGAAAGGUGAACCUAAAGAGGGAAAGCUGGGAGGCCUUGGCCUUGGACCAUGUAAGUGUUAACAAGGACCUGUUUGGAGGCCAAAGGCGGGUUGAGAGAAAACUUGCAAAGCCAUUCCCAAGCUCAGCUGCAGUUUCAGCCAGACUUGGUGACUGCUGGAUUUGGGAGCGAGGGAAAGGGUGGAGUCAGACACGACACAUUUAGCACUUAGCACGUGAGACCUUGUGUGGUGAUUUAUGUAACCAGCUGGCCUGCCGUAGGCCCCUUCAGGACAGGAUCCAGCAGAAUGACAGAUGCAAAGAUUUAACAUCUGGGGUCUGCCCAGCCUGAAUUCAAAUCUUGACUCUGCUAUUUUCAAGCUGUGUGACCUUGAUCAAGGUAUAUCCCUCUCUGGUUCUUCUUCUAUAAAAUUGGGAGAAUAUAAAUAGAAUAUAAAUACCUAUUUUGGGUGACUAUUUCAAGGAUAUGAUUAAAGGAGGCAAUGCAUGUAAAGCCCCUGGAAGCUUAUCAGGCAAAUUGUGCAUGUAUUAGUAAUGGUCAAGUUAUAAUCAUCAUUCCCAGCUCCUACCUGACUCAGUUUGGCACUGACGGUGGCUUCUUCCUGAGGAUAGACAGACUUGAAGCAGACUUUGAGGGCAAGUUCAUUUAUGAGAAUUGUAUGUGUGUGUGUGUGUGUGUUACUGGGGAUUGAACUCAGGGCCCCAUACAUGGUAGACAAACACUCUACCUCUGAAUGGCACACCCAGCUCUUAAAAUUUUUUUAACCCCUUACAUUGUGUGCUAGACACUGUGCUUAGGCCUGGAGAUAUUACAGUGAACAAAGCAGACAAAAAUUCCUACUGUUGCCAGCCUUGAAGUCUAUAUUCUAGAGAUAAAUGAGCAAUGUGUUUUACUAAGUUCCAAGAAGAAAAAUAAAGGAGUUUAGGAAGAUAUUAAGUUUGGGGGGUGGGCCAGGGAAGGCCCCUGGGUAAGGGGACUUUUUGAAUCAAAACUGAAGUAUGAGGUUAUCUGGAGAAAAGAACAUUCCAUGCAGAGGGAACAAGAGGUGGAGCAUAUCCCUGUCACAGUGGCACCUCCGGGGUCACACAAGCAGUCAAGAGUAGAGAAAUGAAGGAAGAGGCUGGGCAGAAGGGACUCACUGAGCCACCCCCCAGUCCGCUCCAUGCUGGCUGUGCUCUCAGGCUGGCGCCAUGCCCCCACCUGCAGAGGUGACGGACCCAUCCCAUGCCCCCGCCGUCUUGCGCCAGCUAAAUGAGCAGCGGCUCCGUGGCCUCUUCUGUGACGUCACCCUCAUAGCCGGAGACACCAAGUUCCCCGCUCACCGCAGCGUCCUGGCUGCCUCUAGUCCCUUCUUCAGAGAGGCCCUGCUAGCUUCAGCCCCACUGCCCCUCCCACCAGUUACUGGGGGCUCAGCUCCCAAUCCUGCAACCACCACAGCUGCCUCUUCUUCCUCUUCCUCCUCCUCUUCUUCCUCUUCCUCCUCUUCUUCUUCUUCUUCCUCUUCCCCCUCUUCUCCCCCUCCAGCCUCUCCCUCUGCUUUAUCCCCACCCCGGGUCCUUGAGCUUCCAGGGGUCCCAGCAGCUGCCUUCUCUGAUGUCCUCAACUUCAUCUAUAGUGCCCGGCUUGCACUCCCUGGUGGUGGAGGGAACGGGGCAGCUGUGGCAGAGAUUGGAGCUCUGGGGCGGCGUCUGGGCAUCUCCCGCCUGCAGGGCCUUGGGGAGGGAGGCGAUGCAUGGGUACCUCCCACCCCAGCCCCCAUGGCCACCUCACAGUCUGAAGAGGACAGUUUCGGGUCUGGGCCUAGGCCAGAUGGAGAAUGGGAGGGUGACAGGGCUGAUGCCCAGGCCCCUGACUCACAGCCCCCGCUGCCACGUCGGCCCCUCCCUUGCCCACGAUGUGGGAAAAGCUUCAUCCAUCCCAAGCGGCUACAGACCCAUGAGGCCCAGUGUCGACGAGGGGCCAGCACUCGGGGGUCUGCAGGGCUGGGAGCUGGGGGCUCUGGCCCUGGUGGUCCUGCAGGAGUGGAUGCCUCAGCCCUACCCCCACCAGUGGGCUUCCGAGGUGGCCCUGAGCACGUGGUGAAGGUGGUGGGUGGCCAUGUGCUGUACGUGUGCGCAGCCUGUGAGCGUUCCUACGUGACCCUGUCCAGCCUGAAGCGGCACAGCAAUGUGCAUUCGUGGCGGAGGAAGUACCCCUGCCGCUACUGUGAGAAGGUGUUUGCCCUGGCUGAGUACCGCACCAAACACGAGGUGUGGCAUACUGGGGAGCGCAGGUACCAGUGCAUCUUCUGCUGGGAGACCUUUGUCACCUAUUAUAACCUGAAGACCCACCAGCGAGCCUUCCAUGGCAUUAGCCCGGGCCUCCUAGCCAGUGAGAAGACACCCAAUGGAGGCUACAAGCCCAAGCUCAAUACCCUGAAGCUGUACCGCCUGCUCCCCAUGCGGGCAGCCAAGCGGCCCUACAAGACCUACAGCCAGGGAGCCCCUGAGGCCCCCCUUUCUCCAAGCCUCCACACACCGGCCCCUGUGGCAAUACCAGCUAGCCCCCCACCCGGACCCCCACCUGCCCCAGAGCCUGGCCCACCACCCUCUGUCAUCACCUUUGCUCACCCAGCUCCUUCUGUCAUUGUCCAUGGGAGCAGCAGCAGUGGUGGUGCAGGGAGUGGGUCAGCCACCACAGGAGGGUCCCAGGCUGCCUCAGUAAUCACUUACACUGCUCCCCCAAGGCCCCCUAAGAAACGAGAGUACCCACCUCCUCCCCCUGAGCCUGCAGUAACACCCACCAGCCCGGCCACCACCUUGGUCAGCCCAGCCACAGCUGCAGGGCCAGCUACAGCUGCAGAGGAGGCCAAGAGCCGGAAUCCACGGGCUGGGAGGACUCUGACUUAUACAGCCAAGCCAGUGGGUGGGGUUGGUGGGGGUGGGGGUCCCCCCACAGGGCCUGGCCGGGGCCCCUCUCAGCUACAGGCUCCACCUCCACUGUGUCAGAUCACUGUGCGAAUUGGAGAAGAGGCCAUUGUCAAGCGCCGCAUCUCAGAAACUGACCUUCGUCCUGGAGAGCUGAGUGGAGAGGAGAUGGAGGAGAGCGAGGAGGAGGAUGAAGAGGACGAGGAGGACGAGGACGAGGAGGAUGAUGAGGAAUCAAAGGCUGGUGGGGAGGACCAGCUCUGGAGGCCCUACUAUUCAUACAAGCCUAAGCGCAAGGCCGGAGCUGCCAAUGGUGGCGGUGGUGGAGGUAGUGGGAUAACCAGAGGACGACGGCCACCACGCUGGAGGCAAAAGCUAGAACGGAGGGGCUGGGAGGAGAGCCCCACUGUGGAAAGCCCAGUAGGGCGUGUCCGUGGUGAGCGGAGGCACCGCUGUGGGGACUGUGCCCAGUCCUUUGCCACCCUGAGGAAGCUGCGAAAGCACCAGGAGGCCCACAGUGGGGGCUCCCACAGCUCUCGGGCUGGACGGAGGCCUUCCACCCGCUUCACCUGUCCCCACUGCUCAAAGGUGUGCAAAACGGCAGCUGCCCUGAGCCGCCAUGGACAGAGGCAUGCUGCUGAGCGGCCCGGAGGCACCCCCACACCUGUCAUUGCCUAUUCUAAGGGCAGCACUGGCACCAGGCCUGGGGAUGUCAAGGAAGAGGCCCCCCAGGAGAUGCAAGUGUCCUCAUCAAGUGGGGAGGCAGGUGGUGGGAAUGCUGCUGCUGAGGAAGCUUCUGAGAUGGCCUCACUCCAGGACCCUGUCAUCUCAGGGGGUGAGGAGCCCCCGGUAGCAGGAGGGGGCAGCUAUGCAUAUCCCCCUGUGCAGGAAUUUCCACUGGCUCUGAUAGGGAGUGGCCGGGAACCAAGUGGAGGCAGAGGAAAACCUGGGAGUGAGGGGCUAGUGGGUGUUUCGGAAGGGGACCGGAUAGAGGGGAUGGGGGCUGCCAAAGUCACCUUCUACCCUGAGCCCUAUCCACUUGUCUAUGGCCCCCAGCUCCUUGCUGCCUACCCUUACAACUUCAGCAACUUGGCUGCUCUCCCAGUUGCUCUCAACAUGGUCCUACCUGAUGAAAAGGGUGGGGGAGCCCUUCCUUUCCUACCAGGGGUCUUUGGCUACGCAGUGAAUCCUCAAGCAGCACCCCCUACUCCCCCAACUCCGCCUCCCCCAACUCUUCCUCCAUCAGUUCCCCCUAAGGGAGAAGGGGAAAGGGCAGGGGUUGAGAGAAACCAGAAGGGAGAUGUGGGGUGAUCUCUAGGGCCAGACCCCCCUUUCACCAGAUGCCACCCUCCCUGAACCCCCUACCACUACCAGCUCCCUGGCUUCCUUGCCCUAGGGGUCCCGCCACACUCUUGUGCAGGGACUUGGGGGCCCCUGGAGCUCAGGAGUCAGGCUGCUUUGUGUGAGAUUGUAGUUUUCCCAUCUCCUGGGAAGGGAUCUUUGGUGGUUCCCCUCUCAAUCUUCCUCCAGGGAAAGGCCCCAUGAGGGGCAGGGCCAGCUCCCAUCCUUUCUCCAGCCCUUGGGGCAACUGAGCAAUAUACUUAUUUGAAUUUCUACUCAUGGCCCCCACCAGCUCUGAAUGUCUAACCUGUUCCCCUAAUUCGUAAACCUAGGGGGAAACCAUCUCUCUCACUUAAUGAUCCCCACCUCAUUCUGAAGCUUUCUCUAAGUCCUUCCCCAGAUGCUUCCUAGAACAUUCCAUUCUUUGUGGCCCAGGGCCUGGACCAGACCAUUGUGAUACCUGACUCACCUGCCUGGGAGCAUGGCUUUGGAUUCCGUUCUUCCCAAGGGUGGGUCUCUCUAUCCCUAUUUCCUUCACAUUAAGAUGCCAUGCCUUCCUUGGCUUCCAUGCCUUUGGAUCUUCCAUGCUCCUUCCCAUACUCCUUCCCAUACUCCUAGGCUUUGGAGGUGGCCUCGCCCAAUCCAGGUCAAGGAGGUAGUGACAGGACAGCUUAACCCUCUGUUCCAUGGCUGAGUACUCUUCCAACCCAGGCCAGGGAAAUCUUGGCCCUACCUUGACCCUCAAAUCCAGUGAGCUCCAGAUUCUUCCAAGGCAAAAGAGGUGAAUCGAUCACACCUCUUCAUGUCUUUUCAUAUGGCCUCUUCUGGGCUAAAUCAGAUUUGGGGGUCAGGAGGAGAGAGCUCCAUAUGGAAUGGAGAAAGGAAUCUACUUUCUCCCAGUUUUUCCCCUUUCCUGAUGGUUUCUCCCAGACUAGACCAAAUAGCCAGAAAAACGAUGGGGGUUGGAUGGGUGGGUAAGCCCAAGAUUUGCACAUGACCUUCCAUCCUUACCUUUCCCCCCAUCUUCCCUAGUGUUGCUCUCACCAAUCACUCCAGAUGGUUUUGGGGGAACCAUCCUACUUUCCUGGUGGGCUUUGGGGUAUCCCCACCAACUUUCCCUACAAAAGAGCACCUUACACCCCAUCUUUGACUCAGUUCCCCACACCCAAAGAUCCCAGCCUAGGGAUGGGGUACAGGGACCUUAAAUAGUCCCUAAUCCCUAAUUUGCACUAGUUAACCCUGGUCAGGGGUCGCUAUAUUUCCUUCCAGUGGGGGAGAAGACUGAAAUGUUUGUUUCUAAAGCUCUUUGAAAACAGGGCCUCCCUGCUCUGCGAUUGGAAGAACAUUUCUCUCUCCCCCCACCUUCCCCCUCCCCCAGAAAAAAACAGCUCACAAGGGGAGAACCAGUAUGGGGAAGCAGAUUUGACAAAUGGGAAUUAGAGGAGUGUAGUUUAAAAAUGGGGAAAAGUUGCUAUCAAGAAAGCAGCUUUUCUCUCAGCUACUGUUUUUUGGGGCCAAGAUGGCUGCCCUCUCAGCAACUGCCUAGAGGGCAAGAUCAUGGCUUUUAGAGGGAGGUGAAUCUGGAGAGCGCCAUCCUCCUGCCCCCUUUCCCUCCCAGCCUAUAGGAAGGGGGAGGUGUUGGACAGGCUCCCUGAAUGUUAACCAAAGAAGGAGUCACUCCUUCUUUCCUCCUCUGUCUCUUUGCACUUUUCUUGGUCUUGGCCACAGUCUGAGUGAAGAAUUUCCUACUGAAUGUACCAAGUUCCAAUUUUUAACGGGGAAAACAUUUGAAACAGGGAAAAAUGCAAAAAAAAAAAAAAAAAAAAAAUCACUAAAAAUUCCCACAAAUCUUUUCUGGCACUUUAGAAAAACUGCAAAAAAUACAUAAUAAAGAAUACAUAUAUAUAUCUACACACAAAUUAUAUAUAUCUAUAUAUAUACAGCGGAACCACAAGAGAGACUGAGGAAGGCCUGGAGGCAGGGGACAGAUGUGAUGACAGUCCCCCUGUACCCUUCACCCACACUCCUCUGAGGCAAACAGGCACAGGAGAAUGGAAGGGGUUGAGGAUGGACCUGGGAAUUUGAAUUUCAGAAUAGGUCAAAAUUCCAAAACCCAUGGAUAUUGGAAGAAUUGAGAUUGUAAACGUUUUUUUCUUUUUUUGAAAUGUGUAAGGAAAAUAGCUUACAGAAUUUGGUGGUUCUGGGCAAUGAAUGAGAUUGUGGCAGAGUGGAGAUUAAAAUAUAUGUAUUUGAGUGGGAGAAUUUGAAUAUUGAGUUUCAGAUGUUGGAAAUUAGGGAUUUUGCAAUUUUGUCAUUUGAAAAUGAUCGAGUUUUGUCAGUUUUUGCCCUCUUUCCCCAUGUUCCCUGGGAAAAAGGUGAUGAUAAAAUGGGAAGGCCACCGGUUCUGUGCCAUAGCACGCAAGAUUUAGAAUUCUACAGACUCUAGCUCUAUAUGUAGUGAGGACCCAGAUUUAGAGAAACUGACCAAUAUUUAUCUCCGCAUUUGUGUGUGUGUCCAACUCUCUAGGCCAAUAAACCAACAAGACAAAUGAACUGUGCUCCACA